AUGUGUUUCGUUUAUGAAAACAGUUAUUAUAAAUAUACAAUUAAUGGAACAACUAUCAAAGCGUAUAGUUCGACUGAUGAUACAUGUGGUAAUUGGAAAGAAACUACCUACAUGUUGUCAAAUGAUAUUAAAAUUGUUGAUGAAAUCCCAACUCAUAUAUUAGAAUUAAACAAUUAUUUCAAUAAUAAAAACUGCAUUUUGCCAUAUAAAGAGGCUUUACCUACAUUGACCGUGUACCCAAAUGGUUGUACCAAACUUUCUGAAACGUCAAGUCGUAAAGUCGAUGUUACUGAUGUCAAGGCGACUUUAACAGAAUACGAGACUGCUGAUUGCACUGGAGAAGGAACUGAAAAUUCUUAUGAUAUUGAUAAAUGUCUUAAUGAUAAAGAUAUACGUUUCAGUCGUUAUACCAAAUACACUGAUGGAACUGGUGUUAUAUUUGUUAUGAUGGUUAUGGCAUUGGCUUUUGUGUUGUAA
This is a messenger RNA of Entamoeba invadens IP1, 477 nucleotides long. RefSeq lists its product as hypothetical. The transcript has a single exon. The record is from RefSeq and is a predicted model, not a curated record. NCBI's taxonomy places the organism in Eukaryota, Evosea, Mastigamoebida, Endamoebidae. Bases 1 to 477 code for a protein of 158 amino acids.